AUGAGUUUUUUUCACCCAAACAACUACUCAUCUGUGGAUCUCAACCCGAAUUAGUGUUAACUCACAGAUUGUAUUGGUUCGGAUGAAGUUUUUUAUUAACGCGAUCGUUGAUCUAAUCUGCAAUGUAACUAGUUCUAAGGUAAGUUGUACAUGUGUUGGAAUUUUAGAUUUCCUAGAAAUUGUUUGUAAGUCCCGUUUAGCUAUAUUUCAUUAAUGAAAUCCUUUUUCUUCUAAAAAAUAAAUAAAUAAAUAAUAAAAUAAAAAAGGGUAAAACCUACCACAUACUUGAACUUGAAAUGACUAACAAAUACGUAGUAUAAAAUUUGAUUUUGGAGGUUAACUAUCUAUAUUUGCCAACCCUUGGACAUACUACAAGUAGUCAAGUACUCUGUACUCAGUAGUUCAAAUUAGAACUGAUAACUUCUCAUAUUAUUACUAAUUUCAUGUUCAAACUUUUCCAGAAAUUGUCCUCAAUCAACCCGACCAGCUAGUGAUAAUGAGGUAUAUGAAGCCACUGACCUUGUUUCAAGAAUUAGCAAAGACAAAGAAUGCACUCGAACGAGGUCGGUUUUUGGGAUUGGACGUUGGUGAUAAGUAUGUUGGACUUGCUGUUUCAGACCCAGAUAACAAAAUUGCUAAACCUUUAAGUGUUUUACUCAGAAAGAAAUUUAAUAUUGAUAUGAUGGCGGCUGAUUUCACAAGUUUGAUUUCAGAGUUUUCCCUAUCAGGCUUUGUUGUUGGCUGCCCUUUUGAUAGACAGCGGCCAAGUCCAGAUGGUGCACAAGUGAAAAUUUUCGUAGAUGAUCUGUGCAAAACUAGGAAACUAGAAGGUGUGAAAUAUACAUAUUGGAAUGAGUGCUAUACAUCAAAGAACGUCGACUUACUAUUGCAGCCAUUAACAUUACAUCCAGUGGAACUGAAAACUAUGCUUGACAAAUUUGCCGCUGUGGGAAUUUUGCAGGGGUACCUGGACUAUGUCAACCGGUGUGGACUGAAUCCUGAUGUAGAAGAUCAUUCUACCGCUGUAUGCUGAUAUGCUCUCAAACUGCUCUACGUUUGCAUUAGGAUGUUUCAUGUUAAGCUCUUGGACUUCUCACUGCAUGUGUUUAAAUUCUAUGAGCAUCUUUACUCCAAUGAUCUUAAGCCUAACAUUGCUAUGCUGCAUAUGGCCAUUUUCUGUACAGCAAUACAAUUGUAAUGUUAAGUGCUUUCUUUUAACUUGUCAAUGAUACAUCUGCCUCAGGCCUCGAUGGUUAAAAUCUUA
Chenopodium quinoa (quinoa) is the source of this 1264-nucleotide messenger RNA. Its product is annotated as putative pre-16S rRNA nuclease. The coding region runs from base 497 to 1033 and encodes 178 amino acids. The transcript has 7 exons. The record is from RefSeq and is a predicted model, not a curated record. Gene Ontology annotation, biological process: rRNA 5'-end processing. NCBI's taxonomy places the organism in Eukaryota, Viridiplantae, Streptophyta, Magnoliopsida, Caryophyllales, Amaranthaceae.